This is a messenger RNA of Corylus avellana, 876 nucleotides long. RefSeq names its product transcription factor bHLH110-like. Gene Ontology annotation, biological process: regulation of transcription by RNA polymerase II. Lineage: Eukaryota; Viridiplantae; Streptophyta; Magnoliopsida; Fagales; Betulaceae. Gene Ontology annotation, cellular component: nucleus. The record is from RefSeq and is a predicted model, not a curated record. Gene Ontology annotation, molecular function: DNA-binding transcription factor activity, RNA polymerase II-specific; RNA polymerase II cis-regulatory region sequence-specific DNA binding; protein dimerization activity.
AUGGUAUGCAACAGCCUCUCUAAUAUUGCAGAAGACCAAUCACUUUCACUACCAACAAAACAUCAUGGACAUCAAUGUUCUGCUAAUUAUGAUCUAUGUGAGAAUCUAUGUCUCGGCAACUUCUCUUCUGCUGGACAAGAGCCUUCGGCUGGAGAUUUGUACUCUAAUAGUCAGAACCCUGCAAGUUUUGGAGGAGUAGCUGGAUCCAGUAGUUAUAAUUUCAGCCAUGUUUUCCCAUGUUUUUCAACUUCAGAUCUAUCUUCUUCAUUAGCUUCAAAUUCUUUGGGCUUAAACUUGCAAACAUUGGAUCUCUUGACAUCUACCAAUUAUGGUGGGAAUUUUAGCCAGGCUUCACAUGAUGUUGUAGGUGCUCCUAAAGGAAUUAGUACUUCUCUAAGCCCUGAUCACAUGCAAGACCUCUCAGACAGCCCAUCAAACAGCUCCAACAAGACGCCAGGUUUAAUGAAUGGAGUUAGAAGAGCAAAGAGAGAAAGUAGUGCUUCUGAGCCAAAAGAGUCAUUUGCAGAAGCUAAGAAGUCGCGGUCAGCGUCACGAUGCUCAUGCCCACCACUGAAGGUACGAAAGGAGAAGCUAAUGGACAGGAUUGCAGCUCUGCAGAAGUUGGUGGCACCUUUUGGCAAGACAGACACAGCCACCGUAUUAACAGAAGCUAUUGGGUACAUCCAUUUCCUUCAUCAACAAGUCCAGGCAUUGAGCACGCCUUAUACGAAGUCCUCGCACAGCAAGCCCAUUAGAGCCAUGCAACCGGGUUUGAGGAAGGAGGAAGGAGCAGAGCCAAAACGAGACCUUAGAAGUAGAGGGCUGUGCCUCCUGCCCCUAUCAUGUGCAUCAUAUAUAGGUAGUUAUGACGUCUGA